Hyla sarda is the source of this 1680-nucleotide messenger RNA. It is a transcript of the gene HNF4G, whose product is annotated as hepatocyte nuclear factor 4 gamma. Gene Ontology annotation, molecular function: zinc ion binding; RNA polymerase II cis-regulatory region sequence-specific DNA binding; nuclear receptor activity. The transcript has 9 exons. Bases 215 to 1621 code for a protein of 468 amino acids. The record is from RefSeq and is a predicted model, not a curated record. NCBI's taxonomy places the organism in Eukaryota, Metazoa, Chordata, Amphibia, Anura, Hylidae. Gene Ontology annotation, biological process: anatomical structure development; cell differentiation; regulation of transcription by RNA polymerase II.
AGAUUUUGCUUUAACCGCUAUAAUGAAGCAAAUCAGAUGAUCUGGUUAAAUAUAUAAGAUACAUGUUUUUUUUUAUAUAUUUUUAUAUAACAUAUAAAACAUACAAAAACACAACACAUUUAUUUUAUUUUUUUUAAUCCGCUCAUUUCCUUGAUUAUAUUUGCUAUUUGUUGUGAUUUUGUAUGUUUAUGUUGCCUCACAGUAUGAACAUAGAAUGAUUACAAUCAAAUUCAAACUAUUCCACCUGUUCACUGACACCGUCCGUUUUUCAGCUAUACUCGAGUGGCGGUCCUUUAUUGCUCGCCCAUUCUUUAUUAUUGUUUCUAUCACAUUGCAUUCAUUAUGUCUUCUGCAUUUCUUUCAUGCUUUAGAUAGUUCUCCUGGAGAAUCAGUCAUCAUGAACGGAAUUGACAACGGGAUCAACAGCCUGUGUGCCAUUUGUGGAGAUAGAGCUACGGGGAAGCAUUAUGGUGCAUCCAGCUGUGAUGGUUGCAAAGGAUUCUUCAGGCGAAGCAUCAGGAAAAACCAUGUUUAUUCCUGCAGGUUUAGCAGACAAUGCAUCAUUGACAAGGAUAAAAGAAACCAGUGCCGAUACUGCCGACUGAAAAAGUGUUUUCGAGCUGGAAUGAAAAAAGAAGCUGUUCAAAAUGAACGAGACCGGAUAAGUACAAGAAAAAAUGUGUUUGAUGGAAGCAGCAUCCCGUCCAUUAACACGUUGUCACAAGCUGAGGUUCUGUCUCGUCAGAUCACUACCUCAAGUUCUGCUACAAGUACUGACAUAAAUACAAAGAAAAUUGCUAGUGUUAGUGAUAUUUGUGAAUCCAUGAAGCAGCAACUGCUAGUCUUGGUGGAGUGGGCAAAAUACGUCCCCGCCUUCUGUGAGCUUCCUCUCGAUGAUCAGGUUGCUUUAUUGAGGGCACAUGCUGGAGAACAUCUUUUGCUUGGAAUAACAAAGCGUUCAAUGGUUUUCAAAGAUAUCUUACUCUUAGGCAAUAACUACGUGAUCCAUCGAAACUGCAGUGAGAUGGAGAUAAGCCGAGUGACUAACAGAAUUUUGGAUGAACUUAUCCAGCCAUUUCAGGACAUCCAGAUAGAUGAUAAUGAAUAUGCCUGCUUAAAAGCUAUUGUAUUUUUUGAUCCAGAUGCCAAAGGACUCAGUGACCCAAUGAAGAUUAAAAAUAUGCGCUAUCAAGUACAGAUUAGUUUAGAAGACUACAUUAAUGAUAGACAAUAUGAUUCUAGAGGACGAUUUGGGGAACUUCUGUUACUAUUGCCUACUCUUCAGAGUAUAACCUGGCAGAUGAUUGAACAAAUUCAAUUUGUAAAGUUGUUUGGAAUGGUUAAGGUUGACAAUCUUCUUCAGGAGAUGUUAUUAGGAGGUUCUUCAGCUGAGUCUAAUCACAUGCAUCAUCUGACACAUCCCCAUAUAUCUCAGGACCCUAUAGUGGGACAGACCUUGCUUGUAAGUUCCAUGUCUGCUUCUCUGCACACAGAACAGAUUGCUACUCCUGAGACACCCUUACCUUCCCCACCACAAGGCUCGGGACAAGAACAGUAUAAGAUAUCUACAAACCAUGCAACAGUGAUAACACAUCAGUCUAUUCUGAAACAAAAGCCUUGAUGUUAUUUAUUUGUGUAUGAUAAAAGAUAACCGGACAUUCAUGGACACUGCCAGUCUGA